Molecule: messenger RNA, 2604 nt
Organism: Eubalaena glacialis (North Atlantic right whale)
Lineage: Eukaryota; Metazoa; Chordata; Mammalia; Artiodactyla; Balaenidae
Gene: DNM1
Product: dynamin 1
Exons: 22
Coding region: 1-2604 (867 amino acids)
Cellular component (GO): cytoplasm; microtubule; membrane
Molecular function (GO): GTPase activity; microtubule binding; GTP binding
Source: RefSeq, a predicted model, not a curated record
AUGGGCAACCGUGGCAUGGAGGAUCUCAUCCCGCUGGUCAACCGGCUGCAGGAUGCCUUCUCCGCCAUCGGCCAGAACGCGGACCUCGACCUGCCGCAGAUCGCCGUGGUGGGCGGCCAGAGCGCCGGCAAGAGCUCGGUGCUCGAGAAUUUCGUAGGCAGGGACUUCCUGCCCCGAGGAUCUGGCAUUGUCACCCGACGCCCCCUGGUCCUGCAGCUGGUCAAUGCUACCACAGAAUAUGCCGAGUUCCUGCACUGCAAGGGCAAGAAAUUCACCGACUUCGAGGAGGUGCGCCAGGAGAUUGAGGCUGAGACCGACCGGGUGACUGGCACUAACAAGGGCAUCUCUCCGGUGCCCAUCAACCUCCGCGUCUACUCGCCGCACGUGCUGAACCUGACCUUAGUGGACCUGCCCGGAAUGACCAAGGUCCCAGUGGGGGACCAACCUCCCGACAUCGAGUUCCAGAUCCGGGACAUGCUUAUGCAGUUCGUCACCAAGGAGAAUUGCCUCAUCUUGGCCGUGUCCCCAGCCAACUCCGACCUGGCCAACUCCGAUGCCCUCAAGGUCGCCAAGGAGGUGGACCCCCAGGGUCAGCGCACCAUCGGGGUCAUCACUAAGCUGGACCUGAUGGACGAGGGCACAGAUGCCCGUGAUGUUCUGGAGAACAAGCUGCUCCCGCUGCGCAGAGGCUACAUUGGAGUGGUGAACCGGAGCCAGAAGGACAUCGAUGGUAAGAAAGAUAUCACGGCUGCCUUGGCUGCUGAACGCAAGUUCUUCCUCUCCCACCCUUCCUACCGCCACUUGGCUGACCGCAUGGGCACGCCCUACCUGCAGAAGGUCCUUAACCAGCAACUGACAAACCACAUCCGGGACACGCUGCCAGGGCUGCGGAACAAGCUUCAGAGCCAGCUGCUGUCCAUUGAGAAGGAGGUGGAGGAGUACAAGAACUUCCGCCCUGAUGACCCAGCGCGCAAGACCAAGGCUCUGCUGCAGAUGGUCCAGCAAUUUGCUGUAGACUUUGAGAAGCGCAUUGAGGGCUCAGGGGACCAGAUCGACACCUAUGAACUGUCGGGGGGAGCUCGCAUCAACCGGAUCUUCCAUGAGCGCUUCCCCUUUGAGCUGGUCAAGAUGGAGUUUGACGAGAAGGAACUCCGAAGGGAGAUCAGCUAUGCCAUCAAGAAUAUACAUGGCAUUAGAACGGGGCUCUUUACCCCAGACAUGGCCUUUGAGACCAUUGUGAAAAAGCAGGUGAAGAAGAUCCGAGAACCGUGUCUCAAGUGUGUGGACAUGGUUAUCUCGGAGCUAAUCAGCACCGUUAGACAGUGCACCAAGAAGCUCCAGCAGUACCCCCGGCUGCGGGAGGAGAUGGAGCGCAUCGUGACCACCCACAUCCGGGAGCGCGAGGGUCGCACCAAGGAGCAGGUCAUGCUCCUCAUCGAUAUUGAACUGGCUUACAUGAAUACCAACCAUGAGGACUUCAUAGGCUUUGCCAAUGCUCAGCAGAGGAGCAACCAGAUGAACAAGAAGAAGGCUUCAGGGAACCAGGAUGAGAUUCUGGUCAUCCGGAAGGGCUGGCUGACCAUCAACAACAUCGGUAUCAUGAAGGGGGGCUCCAAGGAGUAUUGGUUUGUGCUGACAGCCGAGAAUCUGUCCUGGUACAAGGAUGACGAGGAGAAAGAGAAGAAAUACAUGCUGUCCGUGGACAACCUGAAGCUGCGGGACGUGGAGAAGGGCUUCAUGUCCAGCAAGCACAUCUUUGCCCUCUUCAACACGGAGCAGAGGAACGUCUACAAGGAUUAUCGGCAGCUGGAACUGGCCUGCGAGACACAGGAGGAGGUGGAUAGCUGGAAGGCCUCCUUCUUGAGGGCUGGCGUGUACCCCGAGCGUGUUGGGGACAAAGAGAAAGCCAGUGAGACGGAGGAGAAUGGCUCAGACAACUUCAUGCACUCCAUGGACCCACAGCUGGAGCGGCAGGUGGAGACCAUCCGGAACUUGGUGGACUCAUACAUGGCCAUCGUCAACAAGACCGUCCGGGACCUCAUGCCUAAGACCAUCAUGCACCUCAUGAUCAACAAUACCAAGGAAUUCAUCUUCUCGGAGCUGCUGGCCAACCUGUACUCGUGCGGGGACCAGAACACACUGAUGGAGGAGUCGGCCGAGCAGGCGCAGCGGCGCGACGAGAUGCUGCGCAUGUACCACGCACUGAAAGAGGCGCUCAGCAUCAUCGGCGACAUCAACACGACCACUGUCAGCACGCCCAUGCCCCCGCCCGUGGACGACUCCUGGCUGCAGGUGCAGAGCGUACCGGCUGGACGCAGGUCACCCACGUCCAGCCCCACACCGCAGCGCCGAGCCCCCGCGGUGCCCCCAGCCCGGCCCGGGUCGCGGGGCCCUGCUCCUGGGCCUCCGCCUGCUGGGUCCGCCCUAGGGGGGGCGCCCCCCGUGCCCUCCAGGCCGGGGGCUUCCCCUGACCCCUUCGGUCCUCCCCCCCAGGUGCCCUCGCGCCCCAACCGCGCCCCGCCCGGGGUCCCCAGGAAGGGCCCAGCCUCACCUACACGACCUGCGGUCCCCCGACCAGCUGAGGCUCCCCUCUUAGACUUAUAA